AUGGCUUGCAGCGGGAAGCGCUCUGCACGAGACUGCAUCGAGCGCUGUGAGAGCCUCAACUUUCCGAGCUGCUUCAGGCGAUCUGGCUUCAGCUUCAUUGGUCCCUGGACGGCACAUGAGCGUCAGGAUGCAUCCAUUUUCAUACCGUGUUGCCCGAUAUCGUUUCAGAAACGGAAGUUUGUACGUUUUAGACGAGGUUCCGCGAGCGUCCGGCGUACGCAGCGCGGAGGCGACGUUCGAGCGAGUUCGAGUGACCAGAACGGCUCCGUCGCCCGUGACGACGUAGACACGCCACUAGCCCGACGGGGGCAUCACCCGGAGACGCAGCCUCCUGACACGACUCAAUUCGCUCAAGCAGGUGCGAACGGCGGGUCAGAGACACCAGCGAAAACGGCGUUUCAACCAGCGCUGGCCCCGAGCCUUGCACACACGUUGGAGCGACGCCUGCCGCAACUCCGCAGCACGUUUCUCAGCCUAUUCGGAUGUAUUACAGUGCUAUUUAUUCGCUUUGCAACGGCCACUGUUUUCCUGGGCAUCAUGGUGUUGGCCUGGCUCGGAUACUUUGCCGCGAAUCAACGGCUGGGUGCGCUCGUUCACAGCGCAGCUUCAACGUCGCUAGGACGCUCCAUUAAAGUCGGGAGACUGAAGCGGCUCGUAUUGCCACUCGGUGUUGCCGCUGGAAAACUCGAGAUGGCCCCGGAUGCCUCCAAACCCUGUGGUUCACUCGGUGCGGUGCAAGUACGACUAGCCAUCGAGCCGCGUCGCUGGAUAACCCUUCGUACUGGACGAGUACGUUUCGAUGUGCAGUUCCGGCGGGUUGCCCUGGAACUACACCAGCAUCAGCCGGGCGAAUGGGACCUCGGAUGGUCAGUCACGCCAGGCAAACGCACCGACGAUGCCUCCAGCGACGUCAACACCGCCGAUGCACUGCCCAGCGGGCAACGAGCCCGCAGUGUCCCAACACAGGAGUUACCAGCGAACGGUGCCGAGCAAGCGCUGCCUCCGGCGUUAGCGGAAGCGACGCUACCCGUGGCGCUUCGUGUGGUAGAGUUCAAACGCUCAAGCGUCGCAUUGGACGUGCUAGGGACAGGUGACUCGGCCUUUGGCCGAGGAAUUUAUGUGUUCCGGGGGAUUCACGGGCGCCUGGUGUUUGCCCAGGGCAUGAACGCGCUCACGGGCAAGCUGUCGUUCGAAACUGAGCACCGGGGAGCGGGAUCCUGCGAGCUCGCCCUCGACUUGCAGCGCAAUAUUCAUCGUAUCAGCGUACAGACUAGAGCGCUGCCGGCGAAAACUGUGGUAGCGCUGCUGAACCUGCCCUUCGAAAGCGAUACAGGUCGAGUGCACGGCCAGGUCGCGUUGGUGCUGCGACCCGAUGCCAAGGCUCCCGAACUGACCGGAACCGGUAGAUUGCAGCAGGUAGCACUGCGACUCGCCCCUGACGCGCCAAGUUUCACGGGCAUAUCGGGUCGCCUCCGCUUCGAUGAAUCGAUGGUGAUCUUCGAGGGCCCAACCGGUUUCUUCGGGCAGCUACCCAUAACCGUCGUCGGGUCCAUCGACUUGUCCAAAGACUACAAUCUGAUUGGUUUCGUGCGUCGGGUAGCGAUCAGCGACGUGCUCAAGACGUUUCGAGUGGAGUCUCCGAUUCCUGUCCAUGGGAGCGUCAAGGCAGAGGUUCGCAUGCAUGGCCCACUGGAGAGUCCGCUUCUCACUGGAGCUGCGAUUUCAGUCGGAGCUCCCUGGAGAGCGGAUCGAAUUCAUCUGCGAAAUGCCCGGGCAGACUUCCAGCUUGAUACGCGUUCAAUGGAACUGCAGAUUGCCGCAAUGGAAGCGACGCUUCAGGAUGGCGGUCAACUUAGCGGCCAUGGUGUACUGAAACUGGCUGCGAACGGUGCUGUGACCGCCUCGUCAAUUCGGGAUACCGAAGCAAACGAGUCAUCGUCUCCGGUUGCAGUGAACGAUUCCAGAGCAGAGCGAGAUCCUGCAACACAGGAGCCGUCUGUUCAGCUGGCGCUGAACCUUCGCGGUGCCCACGCUGGCCCCUUGUUGGCGAGGUAUCUCCAUGAACCCGGCAAGCAGGGCACCGUUAUGGACCCUAUUGGCCGCCUGUCUGCGGAGCUGACGGUUUCAGGUCCGUUGAGCGAGGCGGAACUCAACUUGCGGUGGCGUCUGGUGGGCACUGCGCCACCAGAGGCAUCGCAGACGGUUGCGUCUUGCGGGGCGGAAGCACCCACACCGAAUGCGAAGCUCUAUGGAGCGGCCUCCGGAACGCUCCGGAUGCCCCUGGUUGCUCGACAUACCAAUGCGAAUAUCGAUAUCAAUACAGGUACCGGUGCUCGUGCGUUAGCUCCAGUUCCAGCUCCUCCUCGUACUGCUGUAACUGGGAAUACCAGUACGGAUCCGGAGCCUCAGCGCCUUCGUUUCACCCUAGACGCCUAUGGUAUCGACCUGCGUCGUCUAGCAUGGCGACCGGAAUGGACGACUGCUCCCAAGGCACUGCUGGACACGCGUCUUUCCGCGGAUGUAACGCUGCAACAACCGAAGCGCUCUACAGCCGACGCCGCACAACGCCAACAGGCUCCUUGCGUAGAAGCGUUUCUCGACGUGAGACGCUUGCAGCUGAACGAGUUCGGCUAUACGCGUCGUCUUGCGGGAAAACUGCGCUUUCAUCCAGACGAGGGUGUGCAGUUCCAGGCGCUUCCGCAUGAGCACAGCUCAGCGCAACGCAGCGCUGCUUCGACUCUGCAGCCAGGAAGCGACGAACUCCAAAAGCUACCUGUUUUCCUCAGCGUUCAACUGGACCCGAGUUUCCGACGUGAUCUGGCGGUGCAUCUUCGUCGUGAUCGUUUCCGUCUUGAUGUUUCGUACCAGGAAAACAGCCGCUUCGAAGCAUGUCUCGAAAAUAUGCCCAUCGAAGAGUUGCUCGGCCCCGAUUACGGGGCUGGUGGCCUCGUUGAAGCCACCUUGUCCGUUGACCUGCAACAGGAGCGUGGCACGGGCUCGUUUGCCCUCCGUGAUGCGUAUUUUCGUCAGUUUCGUUGCCGGGCGUUCGCCGGUGAGCUCUUCUGGCUCGAUAAGACCGUGUUUCUGCAGAACAGCGUGAUCCAGCAAGCGCGUUCCGAAUACCACAUUGAGGGCGUCUACUCGUCCAGCAAUGUUGCCGUGGGGUCAGCUGCGUCAACGCUGCCCAGUUGGCAGACCAAGAUCGUGAUUCCUCGCGGGGAUAUCGCGGAGCUCGCCUGUCUCGCCCAGGCGGUGAACGGGCAACUGGACCCAACGAUCCUCUCGUAUUGGGAAAUUCCCCCGCAUCUCUCUCUGGAGGAGCAGAUUCUCUGGUUUGCAGACUAUCUCUGUCAGAGCGCUGAUGUGUCUCCCGACGAUUUUCUCAAUGACGAUCGCACACUGCCGCGAAGGGCAGAGCCCGGGAGCAGCGCUUCCCCUGCUGGCGACGCAAGCGCCGGGUGCCGUCAUCUCAGCUGA
Cyanidioschyzon merolae strain 10D is the source of this 3477-nucleotide messenger RNA. RefSeq lists its product as hypothetical. The coding region runs from base 1 to 3477 and encodes 1158 amino acids. NCBI's taxonomy places the organism in Eukaryota, Rhodophyta, Bangiophyceae, Cyanidiales, Cyanidiaceae. The record is from RefSeq and is a predicted model, not a curated record. The transcript has a single exon.